This is a messenger RNA of Pterocles gutturalis (yellow-throated sandgrouse), 1826 nucleotides long. It is a transcript of the gene UCKL1, whose product is annotated as uridine-cytidine kinase 1-like 1. The record is from RefSeq and is a predicted model, not a curated record. Gene Ontology annotation, molecular function: ATP binding; kinase activity. Gene Ontology annotation, cellular component: cytoplasm. Bases 236 to 1531 code for a protein of 431 amino acids. NCBI's taxonomy places the organism in Eukaryota, Metazoa, Chordata, Aves, Pterocliformes, Pteroclidae. The transcript has 14 exons.
CAGCAGCGCCGAAUCCCUAGACCGGCUGUACCCCGCCGUGGGCUCCUCCAAGCCUCCCCGAAAGCGGACCACCAGCCAGUGCAAGUCCGAGCCUCCCCUGCUGCGGACCAGCAAGAGGACCAUCUACACUGCCGGCCGCCCGCCCUGGUACAACGAGCACGGGACGCAGUCCAAGGAGGCUUUCGUCAUCGGACUGGGAGGAGGCAGCGCCUCUGGGAAGACCACGGUGGCCACCAUGAUCAUCGAGGCUCUUGAUGUCCCUUGGGUGGUUCUGCUCUCCAUGGACUCCUUCUACAAGGUGUUGACCAAGCAGCAGCAGGAGCAGGCAGCCAGCAACGACUUCAACUUCGACCACCCCGAUGCCUUCGACUUCGAUCUCAUCAUCGCCACGCUGAAGAAGCUGAAGCAAGGCAAAAGCGUCAAGAUCCCCAUCUACGACUUCACCACCCACAGCCGGAAGAAGGAAUGGAAAACCCUGUAUGGCGCCAACGUGAUUAUCUUUGAAGGCAUCAUGGCAUUUGCGGACAAGGAGCUGCUGAAGCUCCUCGAUCUGAAGAUAUUUGUGGACACGGACUCGGACAUCCGCUUGGUGCGUCGCCUGCGCAGGGACAUCAGUGAGCGUGGCCGGGACAUCGAGGGUGUCAUCAAGCAGUACAAUAAGUUUGUCAAACCCGCCUUUGACCAGUACAUCCAGCCCACCAUGCGGCUGGCCGACAUCGUCGUCCCCCGAGGGAGCGGGAACACAGUGGCCAUCGACCUGAUCGUCCAGCACGUCCACAGCCAGCUGGAGGAGCGUGAACUCAGUGUCAGGGCUGCCCUGGCCUCUGCCCACCAGUGCCACCCCCUUCCUCAGACCCUCAGCGUGCUGAAGAGCACCCCGCAAGUGAGGGGCAUGCACACCAUCAUCAGAAACAAGGAGACCAGCAGAGAUGAGUUCAUUUUCUACUCCAAGAGGCUGAUGCGGUUGCUGAUCGAGCACGCGCUCUCCUUGCUCCCGUUCCAGAGUUGCACCGUCCAGACCCCCCAGGGACAGGACUACGAAGGGAGGACGUACAGUGGGAAGCAGAUCACCGGGGUGUCCAUCCUGCGGGCGGGCGAGACCAUGGAGCCAGCGCUGCGAGCGGUCUGCAAGGACGUGCGCAUCGGGACCAUCCUCAUCCAGACCAACUGCAACACGGGCGAGCCAGAGCUCCACUACCUGCGGCUGCCGAAGGACAUCAGCGAGGACCACGUCAUCCUGAUGGACUGCACGGUCUCCACGGGCGCUGCAGCCAUGAUGGCAGUGCGUGUACUGCUGGAUCAUGAUGUCCCAGAAGACAAGAUCUUCCUGCUCUCCCUGCUGAUGGCAGAGAUGGGUGUCCACUCGGUCGCCUAUGCUUUUCCCCGGGUGAAGAUCAUCACCACAGCUGUGGACAAGAAGGUGAACGACCUUUUCCGGAUAAUCCCCGGCAUCGGGAAUUUUGGCGAUCGGUACUUCGGGACAGAUGCUCCUCCCGACUGGAGCGACGAUGAAGAUGCUCUCAGCACUUAGCUGGAUGUAGAGAUGCCACUGGCGACAGGCAGCUUCAGCACCGCACCUUAACCCCUCUGUCAUCGCAGAUUUCUCCUCCCUCCUCACCAAGCAUAGAUAUUUUUUUCAAAUCUGACAUUGGAGAUCUAGGGCAUAUUUUUUCAAAGAAACACAAAUCCUAGUUUCACUUUGUGGACAGUCGUGUGUCCCAGCAUAGAGCAGAGUUAAUUUAUUUUAAUUUAAAUAUUUGCCUAUAUAACUUAUUGGAGAUAUUUUAUAAAGAAAAAUAAUAAAUUUUUUCUCUGGUUUUCUUGAA